AUUUUUAAAGCUCCAAGAAGAGAAGACCCCUAACCAGACUGAUAUAGACCAGUAAAUCUCUCUAAAACCCUAGCUAGACAAACCCUCUGUGUGUCACUUCCUCCACCGUCGCCGGCCGGAGUCUACUAUCUCACCGUCGUAAUCCGCCAUAUCUGUUCGGAAUGAGAAAACCAAAUAAAACACAGCGCUGUAAAAUAUGUGAAAAAGCAGAUUCAAAAUACAAAUGUCCCACUUGUCUCAUCCCUUAUUGUUCGCUAGUAUGUUUUAAGAAACAUAAAGAAAUUCCGUGUGGUAAACCAGUUUCUGCGCCCCAGAACGAUACAAGUACAACUGCUCCACCAGUUGAUGUUAAUAGACCAUGCUAUGUUGAUGUUGCUGAUGAUGUACUACCUGCGUCCCAACUAGAGUCCAUAGCUUCGUCUACGGAAAUACGUGAUGCUUUGAAGGACAAAAAUCUACAGAAACUCAUACACAGCAUAGAUUGUUCUGCUAACGCUGAGACUGAACUUGAUAAAGCAAUGGAACAGGAAGAGUUUCACUUAUUUACCGAAAAGAUUUUGUCAAUGAUAAACCGGCCUGUCGAUCAAUGACUAUAGGUAUAUGAACUAUGAAAUGACGUUUGAUGAGGAAUGUUGGCUCUUAAUAGAAAGCUUGCUUUAUGUAUUUUGUUAAGGGUUAUGUUAAUAUCUUAAACUUGUUAAUGGUUUAUGUUAUUAUCUUUCCAGUGUGGUUAAUUUGAAUAUUUACAGUUUUUUCAUAUUUUA
Erigeron canadensis is the source of this 764-nucleotide messenger RNA. Its product is annotated as zinc finger HIT domain-containing protein 3. Gene Ontology annotation, biological process: box C/D snoRNP assembly; snoRNA localization; maturation of LSU-rRNA from tricistronic rRNA transcript (SSU-rRNA, 5.8S rRNA, LSU-rRNA). Bases 162 to 590 code for a protein of 142 amino acids. The record is from RefSeq and is a predicted model, not a curated record. Lineage: Eukaryota; Viridiplantae; Streptophyta; Magnoliopsida; Asterales; Asteraceae. The transcript has 7 exons. Gene Ontology annotation, cellular component: nucleus; pre-snoRNP complex.